CUCUCUUGGCAACCUGAGCUGUCCCCCCCUUCUCAGCACCUGUUGCAUUGGAGCAGCUGACGGACGCAACACCGGCUUUGAAAAUGGUCGACAGCAGCAGCAGCGAUGACGUCUUCACUUUGCUGAAGAAAAUUUGCAGCCUGCAGGAGGAGCGGGCAUACACGUACAGACUUUUUGAAGAGGGCCACAAGAUAUACCUGUCAACUGCACCAAACUACGACUUUCCUACUUUCCGAGAGCUUGUGCGUGAGGUGACUCAAGAGUUCAAACGCAUCUCGGAGGGCAUGAUGGAUAUUGAGCGGCGUCUGCGGCUCAACGACAAUUCGGGGCACCUAGCAGAAUAUGUACGUGCCUUACAAGAGGAAGAGAAAGUCAAGCUUGAGCUGACAGCCAAGCUGCAGCUGGCCAAGCAAGACCUGCUGGACAAUCCAGAGGAGUACAAGAACCAGGCUGAUGUGGCAUCGAUGAAGGCUAGGUUAACCGAGGUUGUUGAACGGAUAAAUGACAACCUCAUGGAACUCAAGUACGAAAUGAAUGGCAUGUAAGGAAAACAAAUAGACCAAGAGACUGCCAAUCAGGACCCUGCCAACAUAUUCUCUUAAGUUGCAUUCCUCAACAAGGAACACUUCCCCAUGUUGUAACCUUGCCCAGUUUUUUUCACAGUUCUCUCUUUUUUUUUUCUGCGUUCUUUGCCGAGCUUUUCAAAGAAUCUCAAAUUUGCUGCCUGUUUCAUCUUCGUCACUCAAAUAUUUUGCUAAUCAAGUUUUCACACAUCUGUUCAAUAAUAGUUUCAAGUUGCAAAUGAAUCCAGCUCUCAGGAAAAGGAAGCUGACCUGUUUUGUUUGUAGGGUUAAGUUGCUUACAUCCCAUUCUUUGGACUUUUCUAUGGUUUCCGAGAUCAUAUCUCAAGGCAUGGACUUGCCAGGUAACACUGUGCUAUGCUAGUAACCGUGCAGUCACUUUGAAUGCUACUGCAUUUGUACUGAAGAAAAUUGUGUAAUGACAAAUGCAGUGCUGCAUACAUUUCAUAAAUACAAAAAAUGCUUGUGACUGAAUGCUGAUAGGGUGAAGUCUUAUCAUUUUACUUAUUGUCACUGCCUUCAGGUGUGGCUGCAUGGUAGCCUACCUUUCGGCAUAUUGACUCGGUGAAUUUUCCUAUUGCAUUGGUGUUCCCUGAGAAAUCGGUGUGACAGCAGUUUUAAUAUUCAAGGUCACGCAAUGCCACUUUCAUAAACAUGCUGUUUGUUCCACAGGUUUGCCUGCUAGCAUUUUCAGCCAUUUCCAUAAGUGUCCAUCCCUGCCUGAAAGACUAUCAAAGUUGAUCGCUGCUCGCAUGGUAAAGCCAUUUUUGACUAUGUUGAGUGCAUUCAUAAAGCUUGCUGCUGCAGUACAAGGCAUAGUGUAAAUGUGCAUUCAUUUGAUUCUGUCAUUAAUACUAGCACCGAUGUUAAGUUCACCCCGUCAUAUAUGGUGGAAGAUUGGUCAGAAGAAAGUGACGAUUUGUGUUCUCAAAAGGGGCCAAUAUGGAGGCAGUUUCUUCAGUCAUUCAGCUACUAAAGUGUUGUUUCGAUGAGCAUAUUGUGAUAAAAACAAACUUGUCACUUUUGUUGUGAACAUAGCAAGUGAGAAUUUUUUGUUCCUUCCUUCCUUGCUUUAUCUUUUCCCUAUGGCACAUUUUCAUUUUCCACGUGCAAAAGUUUGUUCUGUGUGCCUUGUUUUGUAAUGGAUUACAUAACUCGUGAAAGAACUAGAAGCUGAAAUGUUUGCCACAAGAAACUUUGCUCUGCUCUGCAGAUGUGAUACAAAGAAGCUCCAGUGAACAGGUGCUUUUGUUUUUUUCUUCCAUGUCUUAAGUUUCCUUGAUGCAAGGCUUUGAAGAAACAUCUGCCUCUGGAAGUCAAUAAAAGCUCAAGAUUA
Dermacentor andersoni is the source of this 1917-nucleotide messenger RNA. The record is from RefSeq and is a predicted model, not a curated record. NCBI's taxonomy places the organism in Eukaryota, Metazoa, Arthropoda, Arachnida, Ixodida, Ixodidae.